UAAGGCGUUGAUGCACCACAGUAACUUAUGCUUGUAAUAUCAGAAUAAUGAGUAUUUUUAAUAGAGAAUAUUACUUAUACAAUGUCCACAUUUCUGUUUUGUUUUCGAAAAAGCUAAGAAUUUAUGUCUGCUCAUUAAUACAAACAAAAACUGAGAAAAUAAUGAGCUAAGAUCUUACACGUUUAGUUCAACGCUAACUAUUUUAAUGGACAUCACCAAACGGUUUCAACUCAAGUUGAGCAGCUUCUGUCGCCUUUCCCUCAAGAAUGACCCACACGCGCCACGUGACGUCACACAAGUAGAGCUGUCAUGGCGUCUGCAAUACAAUCUGUGAGGCUGCAUUCUAGAUGAAAGCAGCACAGCUGCUUUGCAUUGGCAUGGAAGAGAAUGCCAGCCUGCAUAAGUGUAGGGCAGGUUCCGUUAUUUGCUUGGAUCAACUUAGUGCAGCAGUGUUAGUGAAGGAGAUCUUGAGCCAUAAAACGGUGGAUACGCAAGCGACUGUUGCACUCAUAUUAUUCCUGCAAAUGUGGGAAAGCAUCUCUUAAGCUGUAGGUUGUGCAACAAAUAUCAAAGCUAUGGAUGUUGCAGAUGGCGUGGAUCGCUUGACUACGGACCGAGGAAAUGAAGAGGUAGAUGACAAUAAGGGAGAAACUAACUGUAAAGGGCAGUAUGGGAGCGACUUUGGAGAUACAAACGUUAACAGGAUGAGUGACCUACCCUCAGCAGAUGUAGAAUCUGGGAGGGAUGAGAGUACUCCCUUCCGUGGGACUCUGCUGGAUACACCCAGCUGUAAUUUGUUAAGCGAGCCCAGUGAAAGCGACCAAAGUCCCCCGGGCGAGUCCCAGAGCAUCGACUCACUGGACUCAUUUUCUAAUUUGAACUCUUGUCCGAGUUCAGAUUUGAACAGCGAUACAACAGAUGACAGGACCUUAACAGCUGGCAUCCAAAACGAUCUUGAUGAUGGGGCGGCAAUCGCAUCAGCAUCCAAGGAAAGAUUUCCGGGGCAGUCCGUCCAUCAUAUAAAAUGGAUACGUUGGAAAGAAGAAAAUACCCCAAUAAUCACUCAGAAUGAAAACGGUCCUUGUCCUUUGUUGGCAAUAAUGAAUGUCCUCUUAUUGUCAUGGAAGGUAAAACUGCCACCUAUGAUGGAAAUAAUAACGGCUGAACAGCUGAUGGAAUAUUUAGGGGAUUACAUCCUUGAAGCGAAACCAAAGGAGAUCUCUGAAGUUCAACGGUUGAACUAUGAGCAGAAUAUGAGUGAUGCCAUGGCCAUCUUACACAAGCUACAGACAGGCUUGGAUGUGAAUGUGAAAUUCACUGGUGUGAGAGUGUUUGAAUACACUCCAGAAUGUAUAGUAUUUGAUCUUCUGGAUAAUACUGACACAGUGACGGCGAUUGGAAACUGCAGCUAUAACCAGCUGGUGGAGAAGAUAAUCUGCUGCAAACAGUCGGAAAACAGUGAAUUGGUCAGUGAAGGUUUUGUUGUGGAACAAUUUCUCAGUAACACUGCCACACAGCUGACCGACUAUGGGUUGGCUGAGUUGAUCUCUACGGUUCAGGAUGGAGAACUCUGUGUGUUCUUUAGGAAUAACCACUUUAGCACUAUGACCAAAUAUAAAGGACAGCUAUAUGUACUUGUGACGGAUCUGGGCUUCCUCACAGAAGAAAAGGUUGUGUGGGAAAGUUUGCACAAUGUAGAUGGCGUAGGCAAUUUCUGUGACUCUGAAUUUCACUUGAGGCCUCCAUCAGACCCAGACACUGUGUACAAGGGACAGCAAGAUCAGAUUGACCAGGACUAUCUGAUGGCACUAUCCCUGCAGCGAGAACAAAACGAAGAGCUGAACUGUGAGCAGUUUCCAGAAGGAAUCAGCGAUCUGGAACUAGCGAAAAAGCUGCAGGAGGAAGAGGACAGGCGGGCAUCACAGUUCUAUCAGGAACAGGAACAGGCAGCGGCAGCUCAGGCUCAGAUGAACACCAAUGGGAAAAAAAGAAGUAACUCAGGGACAGCAGACACAGAAGGCCGUCACUGCAGCAGGAAGCAAACAAAGCACUGGAGGGAAACAACCGACAACUACUGAAUGCAAACGAAAAGAGACCCGCGAUAAAGAGAAGGACAAAUGCACUAUCUUGUAAGGACAGGGUGUAGUUGGAGCGAAGUACAUACUCCCCUCCCAAAAAAGGAGAAUUAAAAGAACAUGCUAAAGAUAAACAAGGAAGAAAAACAAGCUACAAUACCAUCUGUGCCUGAUUUCCCCCUGUACUUUGUUUGCAUCUUAAGAGCAGAAAGGGUGAAUCCUUUGGUAAAGCUGACCACACUUUCUAAUGCCACACAAUGCACUAAUUUUGUGAAGGAAAUCCAUGAGAUGUUCAUUUCGACGUGGCUACAUUUUAUAGCUUAGAAUUAUGGAAGACAAUUCAUUCUGUAUUUUGUUAUGCACAAGUCAAACUUUUUUUCAGUGUCAUAAAACAGUUCACUUUUCAAUAUAAUUUAAUAAGCCAUUAUGUACGUUUUUAAUGUUAAAAUUGUGAUGUGCCAUGUUUUUUCUGAAAUCACUACAUCAAGGAUGUAUCAACAGUUAUUAUGUUAUCUUUCAUUAAUGUUUGUGGACAUUGGGAUACUGCCUUGGUCAGUUCACCAUACCGGGACAUAGGGCAUAAUUUUAGCAGCUGUCAAAAUAUUUUAAAUGGAAAAGCCUCAGACGACAUUUUCACAUUUAUGCCAGACUGGUCUGUAACAUUUAUAUUUACAUAAACGUUGACCAGUUUGCUUGUAACAAAGUCCAGACUAGAAAAAUGCUUGUUGAUCUAUCCAUUCCAGUACGUAUACGAUGCAGUCAUUAUGGUGAGUUUGACAGUCAAGGCCAUGUUAACAUAUAUUGUCUUUCUGGUGUUUCAGUCUGUGUCUUGGGGUGGGAAUUGUUGAAGAUGGUUUAUUCUCUUACUUAGGACCAAUUGUGAUUAACUAAAAAGAUAGCACAGGAUGUACUGCUCUUGCUGUUAUGUGACAGUUCUGCAAAUGACAUCCGGAAACCUUUGCAUCAGCCUUAAAGGGUCUGAGUUUUUAAAAGAUGACUCCCUUAUUCUCCAAGGAAAAGUAAGGAAGCAAGGAUUUUAUACCAUUUGAUAAAUGCAUAAUUAAAGAAAAGCUGAAAUCAGAACACAAAAAAGAAACGUCAGAGUGUUUGCACUUAGUAGGUACGUGACUGGUAUGUCCUCCCCUUUGUUAUAUUUUUUUUCUGAAUUUGCUGCUAUUCUUUCCUGUUGAGAUCUCAAUAUUCACAUUUUUGUAUAUUCUUGUUACAAUGUUCUGUUUAAGACAACAAUGUGUCUAGCACCAUUCACAUGAAGUAAAGAUGAGACUUAAAGCAAAUGUCUUUGCUUGCGAAAUGAUAAGAAAAGCUACCUACAUAGAUGGCUAUAGUAAGAAAGCAUAAGAGUGUGACUGCUGUCUAUAAAACGUAUUUGCUUAUUGUAUCCUUCAAAAUUUGAUCAUUCUGUGUUUUUAUAUCUUUACUGAAUCUAGUAAUUUAGACAUUCAGCAGUGUAGUCCUAUAUUAUACAGCCAAAGCUAUUUUGUAUAAGGAUUAACAACAGUUUAGCAUGUCAUGAUUCAGUGAAGACAAUUAAAAAAAUUGCAGUGAAGUGUAUAGUUCACUGAAUAGAGACUCAUGUUCCAACUUUUCCCCCCAAGGAAGGCAAAAUUCCCUUUAACUCCCCAUGUGGGGGGACUACAUCUCCCCUACUUCAGACAGCCAGCUGUUUAAAAUAACUAACACAAAGGUUUCUACAUUUCAGAUAGAGAAAAAUAUUAAGUUGUAAGGCACAGCCUAAGCUCUCUCCUUCCUUUAGACCUUGCAUAUCGUCAGGAAGCUGUGUUCACUGUAUCAUGAGAUGGUGAACUGCAGUUUGAUGGUCAACUUUGGUCUCACUGCUAACAGCUUUAUUGAAGUUACAGUAAGUAGAACACAAACAGUAAAAGUUAUAAUGACAAGUCAGCAAUGUGUCCAUUGUCUGUGUUUUCCUUAAUAAAACAGAUUUUGCAUUA
This is a messenger RNA of Protopterus annectens (West African lungfish), 4045 nucleotides long. It is a transcript of the gene MINDY2, whose product is annotated as MINDY lysine 48 deubiquitinase 2. Gene Ontology annotation, biological process: protein K48-linked deubiquitination. The record is from RefSeq and is a predicted model, not a curated record. Gene Ontology annotation, cellular component: cell periphery; cytosol. Gene Ontology annotation, molecular function: cysteine-type deubiquitinase activity; K48-linked deubiquitinase activity; cysteine-type carboxypeptidase activity. Lineage: Eukaryota; Metazoa; Chordata; Ceratodontiformes; Protopteridae.